Anopheles darlingi is the source of this 952-nucleotide messenger RNA. RefSeq lists its product as uncharacterized. The transcript is spliced from 2 exons. The record is from RefSeq and is a predicted model, not a curated record. Gene Ontology annotation, biological process: regulation of cell cycle. Lineage: Eukaryota; Metazoa; Arthropoda; Insecta; Diptera; Culicidae. Gene Ontology annotation, cellular component: cytoplasm; nucleus. The coding region runs from base 125 to 583 and encodes 152 amino acids.
CUGCGCAACAAACCGUGUGCCCGUCAAUUAUUAUUUUUUUUCAUUUAUAGCUUUCGUAGUUUACAACAAGUAAACUUGAAUUACAGCAAGUAAACAAGUUAAUUGAAUCACUUGCAAUAUCAACAUGGUGGUGACUGUGGAGACCGGUAGCCAAACCUGCUUCAGUGAAAGUGCGGAAAGAGUGAUCAGUGCGAUAGGAUUGACUGUACGAGAAACAUUGCUCUGUGCCAAUCGAGAAAAUCGGGCUGUAGUUGGGUUGUCCGAGUCCAUACAUGCUCUGUCGAGGACGCCCCAGAAAAUCCUUUUCUGUUUUCUUGCCUCCAGCACCGACCAUAUGCACGAGGUGCUUCUAGAGGCAUUCUGUUUCGAGCAUGACAUUUACAUAAUUAAGCUUGACAAUGGAGAAAAACUCAGUCGAACAUUGGGCUCAAAUCAGCUGGAAUCAUGCGUUUUGAUACAGAAAAGAUGGUCAGAAGGAAGUCACUGUGAAAAUCUUACUCCUGAUGAAAACGAGUUGAUAGACUACUGCGAGGCACAAUGGGAAGAACCUGUGAAGCCGAUUAUUAAAUUGCCAGAAAAGUAAACUGUGCAAAGUUGCCCUUGGCCGGGUUGACAAACUGAUAACGCAAAGGAUUGCGGCCAAAAGCAAUGAAGAUGCAACAUUGUAGCAUCUAUGUGCUUUACAACGGAAAGUUCGGUCCAGCACAUUGAGACCAUUUACGAAUCCGCUAAAGGUCUUUGGACAGUGCAAUUUAUAUAAGUUAAAAGCAUGGUCUAGGAAGCCUCGGACAGAGUAAUUCCGUAAAUCAUUAGGGAAUAGUGUGAAGGAUCGAAACAUAAGAGCCCUUGGUACUUAACAAGGUGGAUCCAUCUUUGAGGGAAUGUGAGAAUGAGAAAUAUCAAAUGAAGUUUUCUGAAAAUAAAUCACAGAAAUAUGCUCACAGUUAUGUCA